Messenger RNA from Cannabis sativa, 2311 nucleotides. Its product is annotated as xyloglucan O-acetyltransferase 4-like. The transcript is spliced from 2 exons. Gene Ontology annotation, molecular function: O-acetyltransferase activity. The record is from RefSeq and is a predicted model, not a curated record. Gene Ontology annotation, cellular component: Golgi apparatus. NCBI's taxonomy places the organism in Eukaryota, Viridiplantae, Streptophyta, Magnoliopsida, Rosales, Cannabaceae. The coding region runs from base 259 to 1155 and encodes 298 amino acids.
UUUAUUCUAUUUAGAAACAUUAAUAAUGUGUGUUCUGUUUUGGUAGUUAAUGUAGAAGAAGAGGAGAAUUGUGACUUGUUUACAGGUCAUUGGGUUCCAGAACCGAGUGGCUCUCUUUAUACCAAUUUAAGCUGUAAAACUAUUCCUGAAUCGAAGAAUUGUUUCAAAAAUGGAAGACAAGAUGUGAAUUUUCUUAAUUGGAAAUGGAAACCUGAAAACUGUGAGUUGCCAAGGUUUGAUGCUAAGGCCUUUUUGGAGAUGGUUCGAGGCAAAAAAAUGGCUUUUAUUGGAGACUCAUUGGCUAGGAACCAUGUUGAGUCUUUGCUUUGUUUAUUGUCUCAGGAGGAAAUUCCUUUAGAAAUUUAUAAGGACUCUGAAGAUCGAUUCAAGAAAUGGUACUUUACUAGUCAUGAUUUCACCCUUAUGAUUAUAUGGUCAAAAUUUCUAAUAGAAGCAGAUGAGAUAAUGAUGAAUGGAACAAGUUCAGGCACAUACAAUCUUCAUCUUGACAAGGUAGAUAAUAGUUGGGCUAAUAUUCUACCAAAGUUAAACUAUGCCAUAAUCUCAACUGGACAUUGGUUCUUUAGAAUUAUGUAUCUUCACAAAAACAACAACUUGAUAGGUUGUGUUUAUUGCAACAACAAACCAAACACAACACAACACAAGAGCAACUUUGCGAUUCGAAUGGCAUUUCGAACCACAUUCGAUUUCAUCAACUCUUGUAAGAAUUGUAGUCUUGUAACUCUGAUGAGGACAUAUUCACCAUCUCAUUUCGAGAAUGGGUUAUGGAACACUGGGGGUAGUUGUAACAGAACAAGUCCGUCGAGUGAAGUGAAGAUCGAUUUGGACGGAUUUGAGUGGGAAAUAAGGAAAUCCCAAUUGGAAGAGAUGGAAAGAGCAAGAGAAAUUGGAGUUAAGAAAGGAAAUAAAUGUAAGUUUGGAGUUGUGGAUGUGACUAGAGCUAUGAAGAUGAGGAGAGAUGGGCAUCCAGGGUCUCAUUGGGAUAACAAAUGUGUUAAAAUUAGACCUCACUGUAACCUUUAUUAUUACAGUUUUACAGAUGAAGUGAAAAUUACAAAUAAAAGCAAACAGAAUACAACAGACCAUCAGAUCCUAGGUGGCUUCGCCUCUAGUGGAUCAAGAACUAGUUGUUAGUUACAACCGAAGUUGUAACUAACUCCUAGUUCUGUGAUCAACCCUAGAACUACAACUAUAAAAGGAACAGAAGAGAAGAAAUGAAAAUAUACCAGAUGCAAAAAGCCCUAGGUUACCAGAUCUGAGAAAGUUCUUCAGCUCCAGAUGUUUUUCAAGUACAUGCACAAGAAACAGAAAAGAGUUAGUGUGAGAAACCAGAAAAACAAGAGAGAAAUAAACACAGAAAACACAAGAGAGAAAAACCCAGAAAUACCAGUCGAUCUGUGACUUGGAUUUCUUACCUGUUGUAAUAUUCAUGCUUCAUAGUGAAAGAUCUGAGGUCGAUCUUCAAGGCGAGCUCAAAGAGGAUGUACCCCUGAUUUAGGGCGAACCUCUAUAAUCUCUGGUGUUCAUUUUUCUAACCCUAACCUAAUGAUCUAUGUUUGAUAUUUGUGUGUGUGUGUUUUGGGUUGUUUCUGGGAAGGUUUCUGGGUAAGAUCGAUCAAUAGAUCGAGGAGGAUCUCUGGUUCUAGGGUUUGAGAACCAGAGAGAAGGCAGAGAGAAAGAGAGAGAGAGUUUGAGAAACUCUCGAAUGUUCGAAGGUGCAAAUGAGCUAGGGUUAGCUCUGAUUGAACUUAGUUUUGUUCAAUCCAGAACGACAAAUCGUUUGGUUUAAACGAUUUGUCGUGUGAGUGAAAACGACAAGCUUCAUUGUCGUGCAGGAAAGGAACGACCAAGUUUUUUGUUGUCGUUGAUUGGGUUUUAAAUUGAAUUUUCUGGGACAACUUUGUCCCUGUCGUUUUGACCAGUUUUCUUGAGUGGUGUAGGUUAAACUUGGAAUUUCACCAAGCAAAAUUCCUACAGUGGUAUCAGAGCUUUGGUUCAAGCUUAAAUCAACUCAAGAAAGAAUCAAGAAAGUGAUCAAGACUGGGAGAAGAAGAAGAAACACAACAAGAAGUUGUGGACAGUGGGAAACCUGUGGAAAUUCCACAAACUGAUAAUAAACAAAUCUUUCUAAACUCAACUCAAUUUAAUUUUGAUUUCUCUAACAUGAGCAAUAUCAAGGUUGACAUUGAUCGUUUUGAUGGAUCUGGUGAUUACAGGAUCUGGAGGAGAAAGAUCAGAUCCCUGCUGGCUCAACAGAAACUACUUAGGGUUCUUGAAGACCCUAUUGAAU